AUGUCUGAACGAAAAGUUCUCACCAAAUACUACCCCCCUGACUUCGAUCCAAGUCAGAUAAAGAGAGUUAAGGGGCCUAAAAAUGCCGGCCCAAAAGUUCAGACUGUCCGCUUGGCGGCACCAUUGGCCUGCGAGAGUGGAGCAAAACGGAGUACAGAGCCAUGGCGGGUAGGAGUCGACGAGACGGACGAAGAGCGGUUAGACAGGUUAGAGAAGGAGGAAGAGGAACGCAAUGCCAUGGUAGAACUCGAAGCCAAGACUGUAGACGCGAAGCGUGAGAUGGCGGUCGCGGACGCGUUAGACGAGAUACGCACGAGGAAUGCCCGGUUAGAACGUGCGAACCAGGAUGGCGUAGAGGUGGGUGUCGAACUGCCCGUCGAUAAUGAGGCGGAGCGGCAAGAGAAAGAAGACGCAGAGGCGGCAAGGAGGGCUUUUGAGUUCGCGAGGCAGGUCGACCGUAUGACUGAAGACGUUAUAGACGAGGAGAUGGAUGACGUGGCGUCCGAUUCGACGUCGGCGCUCACGCCUGGAAGUAGCGGUAACGGUAACGGUAGCAGUGCCCCUCAAGCACAACCGGCAACAGCGUCGUCGUCGUCGGCAAAUGCGCCAUCCAAGGACAUGCCGCCCCCAUCCUUUAAGCGGGUUGUAAAAAGGAAAAGGGAUCACGCGGCAGCGCUUGGUAUUAAGAAGAAGGCCCCUCUCGUAUAG
Molecule: messenger RNA, 708 nt
Organism: Daldinia childiae
Lineage: Eukaryota; Fungi; Ascomycota; Sordariomycetes; Xylariales; Hypoxylaceae
Product: Coiled-coil domain-containing protein 94 like protein
Exons: 3
Coding region: 1-708 (235 amino acids)
Biological process (GO): mRNA splicing, via spliceosome
Cellular component (GO): U2-type catalytic step 1 spliceosome
Source: RefSeq, a predicted model, not a curated record